Messenger RNA from Clonostachys byssicola, 795 nucleotides. The record is from the annotation of a GenBank genome assembly. NCBI's taxonomy places the organism in Eukaryota, Fungi, Ascomycota, Sordariomycetes, Hypocreales, Bionectriaceae.
AUGGGAUCAUGUGUGGUGCUUGGCACAAGGCCAGAGGGCGACAUCAUCAUAAACCUGGUGAACAAUGACGACUUCUCCACAGCCGAGGCAGUUGAGAAGAUUGUCGCUCUCACAGCCGACGCCGCGGCCGAGGCCUUUUCUACACAAGAGCAAUUCAAGGCCACCAACUUGGUGCAGCACAACGUCUUGCUGCAACAUUCUACCGCAGUCGCUGGAUUCAUCAUCGACUGUGCUGAGCAGAUUCCCCAUGAUCAGCAAUCCAAGCUUCUUGAUUUUGUAUUCCAGCUUCAAAAGGUCACGGUGCCUGAUCCCAGGGCCGGUGCAGAGCUGCGACAGGAGGACGAAGUCUUUUGGACUGGCAUGCCCCGACUGGGAUUGGAAUUAUCAGAAUAUCAGGGCUUGAGCCGAUCAACUGAGGAACAAUUGAGGCUCUACGAGAAUUGCGUCGCGUUUGUGGCCCAGCUGUCCGAGAUUGGAUUCGGUAGCUUCAAGGAGAGCAUUGGCUGGAACCACUGGCCAUUGACGCGCAUGUUCCAAGAGACUUACAAACCGACGAGAUCAAACGUGCGCCUGGUAUGUAUUUGGCUAAUUUAUGCACCCAAAAAGGUGCAGCAGGAUGCUCAACUUGGUCGCACGCGCGGUACUGGCCCCAGAGCCAAGGUUUUCAAGCCAGAGUAUUGGGCCCGGUGGAAGCAGUUUUUGGAGGAUUGCCAAUCCAAACCGUCGGAUGAAAUUGCAGAUUUGGAUACACAGAAUCUCAUCGGGCGGGCAUUGGAUAGUAUGGAGAAGAUAUAG